This is a messenger RNA of Microplitis mediator, 2636 nucleotides long. It is a transcript of the gene Zfrp8, whose product is annotated as programmed cell death protein 2. Bases 317 to 2086 code for a protein of 589 amino acids. The record is from RefSeq and is a predicted model, not a curated record. Gene Ontology annotation, molecular function: protein binding. Lineage: Eukaryota; Metazoa; Arthropoda; Insecta; Hymenoptera; Braconidae. The transcript is spliced from 8 exons. Gene Ontology annotation, cellular component: nucleus; cytoplasm.
CCAUUUUGAUAACAUUUAGAAAUAGCAAAAAGUUGACUUGGAAUAGAUAACUAAAAGCCAACAAAAAGCUGAGCUGGCCACUUGGGAUAUAUUCUCUUUAAGAUCGCAUGCGCAGAUGAGAAAGAUCAAGUGCUUAUGUUUAAGUAUUUAGGAAACUCGGGAAAAUUUAUAUCUUGCAUUUACUUAUUAAAAUCAUCAAAAUAAUUAACAACAAAUAAUAAUUAGCUACACGAAGAGUUCAUAAUCAGUUAUAUACAAUUUUUAUACUUAUCAAUUUACAGUUCAAGUAAAGUGUUAGUUAUUGAAUAGAUAUUAAAUGGCAGCUGAAGUGCAAGAUAAGGUUCAAAAACUAAAAGAAAAUGGAAAUAAUUGUGUUCGUCAACAAAAAUAUCCUGAAGCAAUGUUUCAUUACACACAUGCAAUUAAAAUCGAUCCUAAUAAUUAUUCUCUAUACAGCAAUCGAUCUUUUGUAUUUCUAAAACUGCAACAGUAUCAUUUUGCAAUGGAGGAUGCUAUAAUGACCAUAAAAUUGAAGCCUGAUUGGACCAAGGGCUAUUAUCGCAAAGCAGAAGUUGAGUUUCAAACAUUCAGGUUUCGUGAUGCCUUACAAUCAUAUAGACAAGCGCUAAAUUUACAACCAAAUGAUCCAGAUAUUCUGGAGGCCAUUAAUAAAGCAUCUAGAUCAUUAAUUAAAGACCAAAGAGCUGAUCAACAAAUUCCAUGGCUUGGAGCUGGUAUUGGAAUUAUUUUAGGUGUAAUUGUUGUAAUUGCUGAUUAUGUAUUUACUAAUAAACCAACAUUAACUCAUCCACUUUUGAUGGCACUAUUGACAAUAUCAAUAGCAAUGAUUGGGUUCGGAAUAGCCAAAGGAUUUCGUUGUUUUGUUAAAUCUCAACGUAAGUCAUUACUUGAACCGCCGUUUGAUUUGAUGGAUGAAAAUAAUACAAAGCAAGAUGGUGACAAAAAUACUGAUGAUGCUGAUCGGCAAAAUGAUAAGCAUCCAAAGUAUAGCAAAGCUCAAGCACGUCAACGUUUUAAGAAAGGUUUUGCUGAAAAAUGUGAACCAUGGCGUUUAAAAAGUUGCUAUUUACCCAUGAAAAUUGGAGGUAAACCAGCCUGGAUGGAUUUAAAAAACAUACCAAGUGCUAAAGAUGUUCUAUGUGAAAUUUGUAGUGAACCGUGUAUAUUUUUAUGCCAAAUAUAUGCACCGGAUGAACAAAAUGAUGAAGCUUUUCAUCGUAGUUUAUUUUUAUUCAUUUGUAGAAAAACUCAGUGCUGCAAGCAAAAUAGUAAUAAAAAUUUAAAAAUAUUUAGAUCUCAGUUGCCACGUGACAAUGAAUAUUAUCCAGCUGAACCUGUUGACUUUGAUGAAAAAAAUCCUCAUGACAAUUUAGAAGCUUCCUAUUGGAUAAAAGUAUGCAGAGUUUGUAACAUUAAAUCACCUAGUCACUGCAAAAAAUGUCAAAAAGUAAAUUACUGUUGCCGACAACAUCAAAUUCUUGAUUGGGAAGCUGGACACAAAAAAGUAUGUGCUAAAUUAGCCGAUGAUGAAAAAAUUGAAUUACCCGAUGAGACUUACGAGAGAUUUUUAUUUCCUGAGUAUGAGAUUGAUUAUGAUGAUGAGUGUCUGGCUGAUGAUAACGAUGACGAUGAUGAUGAUAAUGAAAAAAUAGAGCUGGAUAAAUUUAAUAAGAUGGUGGAAGAAGGAUCUGCUGGUAGCUUACAACAUAUCAAAGAGAACGACUUGAUAGAAAUGGUUAAGGCUGAUGAUGAUGAAGUAUUUAUGAAAUUUAAAGAAAAAAUUAAAAAUAAUCCUGAUCAAAUCUUAAGAUACCAUCGUGGAGGACAACCACUAUAUAUAUCCAAGGACAAUAAAGCGAAAGAAAUUCCAGCUUGUGAAAAUUGUAAUGGAGAACGUACAUUCGAAUUUCAAUUAAUGCCGCAGUUAUUAAAUUAUUUAAAUUGUAAUGACAUUGGUAGCAUAGAUUGGGGAGUGCUGACUAUUUUUACUUGUAAAAAUUCAUGUAGUAUAGUGGGGUACCAGCCGGAAUUUAUUUGGAAGCAAGAUAUUAUUGAAACGGUCUAAUUAUGUGUAAGCAGCUAUUUAAUAAACAUUCAUCGCUUGGAAAAUUUACUGGUUAUAAUUUUAAUAGGGGUUAUCAGAUAUUUUCGGCUGUUUUUCUUGGAAACAAGAUCUCUAUAUACAAACUGCAGACUGCACAUUGAUGCACUACUGUCUAAUCUAGCGAAUUGGACGAGUUACCAUAGUAAAAUUUCGAAUUAAAAAAAAAAAGUUUUAUUUAAUUAUUCAUAAUUAAGCAAACCUUUUAUUCAUGAUCUUACCUAAAAAAAAUUGUUUUUCUCUAUGCGCAGAACGAUUUAAAAAAUAAAAGCCAAAUUCCAAGUAACGGAGUAAAUUCAAAUUAAAAAUUAAUUUCUGAUUUUUUAGUGCAAAAAUUGAAUACUUGCAUUAUAUCGAACUUGAAAUGUUUUAAAAAUCAUAAAUGAGACCAUGGCUAAUUAUUAUGUAGUUUAUAUCAUUAUUUACGAUGUAUAUAUUUUUUAAUUAAAAACUUUAAAGUUAGUUUUUAAAAGUUGUUGUGAAAAUAUAAAAAUUCUGGUUACACUAAUAUAUA